AAGCCAUUUUGGCUCUUGCCUUUGGCCACGUGAACGGUGAUUGACGAUGUCGCCAACCGACCUGAAGAAUCACAAGCAGGAGACCGCGCAGAGAGGAGAGCUGCUCAACCAAUGCGCUUUGCAGGAUGAGGAGUUUGCAGUGGAGCGCGGGCUUUUGGCAUCCUGGGUGAGAGGAGCAGUGUUGGCAAGGAACCUCGUCAUUGUGAUGAGGGUGACAAUACCAGGAUGCUGGGGCCCUCCGCGCAUCGUGCUGCUGCGUGCACGGCCCACAGCCAGCGAGGCGACCAAGUGGCACAAGGCAGCGCUUGUGGAUCUACGCGGGGGUCGGCUGAGUUGCGUCGGCUGGGGCCGCUACGAGCUGCGCAACCGGGGCGGCGAGCUGGUGGCUGCCUUCCGCCCGGAGCUCUCUUCGGAGAGCUUGGCCUUGUCAGCGAUGAGUUUGGACCGCUUGCGGGAGAUUGAGAGGCACUGCUGGGGGCCUUGGAGGCGCAGCAAGGCACCCGUGCUGGGCCAGGUCUGCGAGGCCAGAUGGGGCCCCAUCCCUGCGUGCCCCGACGAGGUGCUGCAAGAAGCUUCUCGAAUUGCCCGGGUGAAAGCUGCCCAGACCUGCCGAGUGCUACACCCAGGGAUGGAUGCAGACCGCGCUGCCUGCAUUGACACGCUGUGCACCCAGCGCUGCUUGCCCCGCCCUGCUUGCCAUGCCUUGCUCCUGAGGCCCGCCUGCCGAGAUGGCAACUUGCGGCCGUUCGUGCCGACGACACUGGCUGGCGAGCAAUGCAACCUGGAGGAGCUGCGAGAGUCGGCGCAUCAGAUUGCAGCACUGGCGCCGGCCCGUCCCGAGAGCGGCUGGGUGUGUGCCGUGUGCCUGGCCACCGACGCCGAGGCUGAGACCGAGGGAACGGUCAAGGGAGGCCUUGCCUGGCGGAAACUUCCGUGUGGGCACGUAUUUCACAAGAACUGCGUCCUUCCUUGGAUUCGGGGCGGCAAGCCUUGCCCGCUGGGCCGCUGCGCCGUGCCGGCGGCGGCGCGAGCUGGCCGGAAGGAGAUGUGCUUCACCCAGCCCAAGAAUGCGUGGAAGCAGCUGCCGCACAACGUGGUGGCGCGUGACAUCCAACUGCCGGCGCAGGCGCAGCGCAAAACCGGAGCUCCGGGGGUGCCGCCACACCUUCGGGUCCAAGGAUCCAGCCUGCGGCCGAACCACGCCUUUUUCGACGGGGCAGUCAUCGAACGGCUUGCAGCAAAGGGAGCCAUCAGCGCAGUGUCUACACCUAUUUCCCGACACUUCCUGACGUUUGAUCUCUGACACUGUUAUGCACCCGUUCUGAGUGGCCCUUUCAUCUUGUGCCGCGCCUGGCGUCACCUCAUGAGUGUGAUCCUCGAUCUUUGCGACCUUGCAUGUCUCGGAUUGCAGCUUGGACUGUCAUCUCAGCCCAGCUCUUGCUGUGCUCGAAUUUGCUGGGCAUCGCGGCUACGUUGUGCAGUGU
Molecule: messenger RNA, 1484 nt
Organism: Effrenium voratum
Lineage: Eukaryota; Dinophyceae; Suessiales; Symbiodiniaceae
Source: the annotation of a GenBank genome assembly